This is a messenger RNA of Impatiens glandulifera, 2457 nucleotides long. Its product is annotated as protein FAR1-RELATED SEQUENCE 5-like. NCBI's taxonomy places the organism in Eukaryota, Viridiplantae, Streptophyta, Magnoliopsida, Ericales, Balsaminaceae. Gene Ontology annotation, molecular function: zinc ion binding. The transcript has 4 exons. The coding region runs from base 1 to 2457 and encodes 818 amino acids. The record is from RefSeq and is a predicted model, not a curated record. Gene Ontology annotation, biological process: regulation of DNA-templated transcription.
AUGGAAGAUAACUUAGUGUCACUUGAAAAAUUGGAGAGACACUAUAGUCAAGAAGCCUCAAAUUUAUCCAUGCCAGAAAAUAUUGAAGAACAAACUGAGAACUUUGUUGUUGAUGUUUUGGAGAGUAAACUAUUAGUGGGUACGAUUGUGAGUAAUCUUGAAGAUGUUUAUUUAUUAUAUUGUCAAUAUGCACAUGCCAAAGGAUUUAGUGUGAGAAAAGGUGAUCAAAGAUGUUUUCCUCAUACUAACGAGCUUCAAUCAAAGGAAUUUAAUUGUUCAUGUGAAGGUUUGAAAGACGAAAAAAGGUCUAGUAAUAAAAUUCCAGUUUAUCAAAAAUUGGUCACUAGAACUAACUGCAAAGCCAAAUUGAAAAUUACAAGGGAGAAAGAGGGUGAAUGGAAGGUGAGUAGAUUUGUUAUGGAGCAUAACCAUGAGAUGUUUGCACCUGAUCAAACUCAUUUGUUGAGAUCAGCACGCAAUAUAUCAUAUGCAAAAAAGUCUACUCUAGAAGCUAUGGUAAAUGCUGGAAUAUCUAUCUCUAAUGCUGUUUCUUUUAUGGAAAAUGAAGCAUGUGGGCCAGAAAAUUUAGGUUUUGUUAGAAAGGAUGCAUAUGAUCAUUUGAAUCGGUUGAGAAGACAUACGAAAGUUGAGAAUGGAGAUGCUACUGCACUUAUUCAAUAUUUUAUAAGUAAGGCGAAUAAAGAGACUUACUUUUACUGGAAUGUGCAAUUGGAUGAUGACGAUAGGAUGAUGAACUUUUUCUUUAGGGACUAUAGAUGUGCGGUUGAUUAUGAAUAUUUUGGUGAUGUUCUAUCGAUUGAUACAACCUAUAGAACAAACAAGUAUAAUUUGAUAUGUGCUCCAUUUGUUGGUAUAAAUCAUCAUAUGCAAAAUGUUUUGUUUGGCUUGGCAUUUAUGUCAGAUGAAACCGAAAGUUCUUUUGAAUGGUUGUUUAGAACAUUUCUUGAUUCUAUGAAUGACAAACAACCUCAAACAAUCUUUUCAGACCAAUGCCAAGCCAUGAUGAAUGCCAUUGAAACAGUUUUUCCAGAUUCACAUCAUCGUUUAUGUCAAUGGCAUAUAAAUCAAAAUGCGCCCUCACACUUUGGAAGUUUAAAUGGUGAUCGAGCUUUUAAAAGUUUGUGGCAUAAAUGCAUGACAUAUUGUGAGUCUGAAAUUGAAUUUGAGACCAUAUGGAAAUAUAUGAUUGAUAAAUAUCAUCUGGAUGAUCAUAAUUGGUUGAAUGGAAUAUACAAACUUAGGAGAAAAUGGGCUACUGCGUUUAGUAAUGAAAAGUUCAGUGCGGGACUUUUGGCUACUUCAAGGAGCGAGGUCACAAAUAUGGUUUUGAAAAAGGCAGGUAAUAAAAUGAGUUCUUUGUAUGAAUUUGUGAUGAAUUAUCUAAAGAUUGAAGAUAAUUGGCGGGUAAAAGAGAAGACCGAGGAUACUCGUUGUCGUCAUGGUAAGCCUUCACAAAUUUUGAAAAAACAUCCAUUGUUGAUUCAUGCUGCUGAUGUUUAUACACUUACCAUAUACCGAUUAUUUGAGGUUGAAUUGGUUAAUUCUUUGAAUUGCAAAUAUGUUGAAGCACCAUCUUAUUUUGGUAAUGAUUCGAAUUUGGUCGAGAUCAAAGUAAAAUCUCAUGAUGAAAAUUCAAGGGUUAGACACGUGAUGUUCAACAGACAGAAUCAUGAGAUAAAGUGCAGUUGUCACAAGUUUGAGACAAUGGGAAUAUUGUGUAAGCAUGCUUUGAUGGUGUUUAACUCUAUGGAUGUCACUAUUUUACCAAACUGUUACAUUUUAAAGAGAUGGACGAAAAAUGUAAGAAAUAGAAUUAUCUCUGAUUUUCAAGAAAGUAAAAGUGGUGGUCAUGUAUCUGAGAUGGUAUUUGUCAACCAAGUAAUGAGAUCGAUAUACGAUCUAACUCAACUGAGCAAACCUCAUGAGGAUGCGAGAAAAAUAUUAUGUAGAUUGCUUGACAACGCAAAAGAUGAAAUCUCCGAACUUGUCUCGAAUUUGAAUAUAGAAGAUGAGAUACCAUGUGAUGAUAUUCAAAAUGAUGGAAUAUAUGUACGUAACCCACUCACUGCUAAAGCAAAAGGAGUUACAAAUGCAAAUAUUACACGACAUUGGGAUACUAAAAGCAAAAAAGGAAAAGGAAAGGGAAAAGCUCAAAUUUCAAGUGCAAAAAGAGCAAAAAAGAAGGGUCAAAAUUCACAAGAUGCCGCAAACACACAUGAAAUGAAUUAUAUAUCAUCACAACAACACUCAAAUUCCACUUUAUUGCAAUAUAUGUCGUCGGCACCUUCUCAAUUUAUAUCUCCGUAUGGACACAAUUAUCAUUUCAAUAUGCUUGACAGUCCUCAUUUGGGGGGUUUUCAUCCAUCACAAUUUUCGGGGUCUCCAUAUCACUUUGGGGGUUCUCAUACAUCACAAGGGCACGAUCCUGAUAACUGA